CCCCACCCCAAUUGCCAGUUGAAAAGUCUCUAUUUUGAAAAUUUAGAGAGUGAGUUAGCUAAAUGGAACAAUCUCUCAUUCAACUCCUUUACAAGUAAAUGCAUCAGAUAGCUGUCAUUGAUAGGCAGAACUUGAAAAGGGAUUUGAAGUUGAAGUUGUCUUCUUGAUUUUAAUUUGUGAAAUUGAUCACAUGGUAGUUUCUCUGGAAAUGACACUGCAAAUUCUAGUCUAUUUUCUGGUUGUUCUGAUUCAUGUUCUGUCAAUAGCAGCAUAUACUAAUCCUGUUGAUGCUGCUGUUUUAAAGUCUCUCAUGAAUUAUUGGUAUGGUCCUUCCGAUUGGAAUGGAGCAGAUCCCUGUGGGAGUAGUUGGGAAGGAGUUGGAUGCAGAGAUUCACGAGUGAUUUCUAUAACAUUGUCAAGUAUACGUUUGAAAGGUCAGCUAUCUGGAGACGUCUACGGAUUAUCUGAACUGGAGACUUUGGAUCUAUCAUAUAACAAAGAUUUGACAGGAUCUCUUCCUCAGUCUAUUGGAAGAUUGACAAAGCUAUCGAAUUUGAUCCUUGUUGGUUGUGGAUUUUCCGGAACAAUACCAGAAUCCAUAGGAGAUCUGAGGCGGCUGGCUUUUCUAUCUUUGAACUCUAACCAAUUUACUGGAAGAAUACCUGCUACCAUUGGCUAUCUGACAGAGCUUCAUUGGCUCGAUUUAUCUGACAAUCAGAUAGAAGGAAACAUUCCAGUCUCUAGUGGGAGCAACCCUGGUCUUGAUUUGCUUGUUAACACUGAACACUUUCACUUUGGGAAGAAUCAGCUAUCCGGUGAAAUUCCAGCUCGUCUUUUCCAUUCUAAUAUGACUCUGACACAUCUGCUAGUUGAGAAUAACAAAUUUACCGGGGUAAUCCCGGAUACAUUAGGAUUUGUCCAGACGAUGAAAAUGCUGGACAUGAGCAGUAAUGCAUUUAAUGCAUCAGAUUUUCCUUCAUGGAUCCCAAACCUGCACUCAUUAACAACAUUGGUAAUGGAAAAGACAGGGCUUCAGGGAUCAGUUCCAGCUAGCCUUUUCAGCCUACACCAGUUGCAGACAGUCAUCUUGAGGAACAACAAACUCAACGGCUCACUUGAUACUGGAACCACAUAUAGCAACCAGUUGAAGCUCAUUGAUGUGCAAAAUAAUCUUAUCGAAUCAUUUACUCAAAGGCCAGGGUAUCCCUUUCAGAUAAAGCUUGCAGGCAAUCCUUUCUGCAAUAAAAGAGGACAAGGGACAAAAACUUACUGUAUGGAAACUCAACAAACUGAGACAUACUCAACCCCACCAGAGAAUUGCUUGCCAACUGAGUGCAGCUCUAAUCAAGUUCCUAGUCCUACCUGUAAAUGUGCUUUUCCAUAUACAGGCAACCUAUUCUUCAGAGCUCCUUCCUUUUCAAACUUGGGAAAUAGAACUAUUUAUGAGACUCUCCAAAAGUCCUUGAUGCAAUCCUUCCAAAAUACUAAACUGCCCGUGGAAUCAGUUUCCCUCCGUAACCCAACAAAAAAUUUGGAUGACUACCUUGUAAUACAGCUGCAAGUUUUUCCAUCUAGCCAAGAUCGUUUCACUCGGACUGGAGUUUCUGGAAUAGGUUUUGUGCUUAGUAAUCAGACUUUCAAGCCCCCAUCGUCAUGUGGACCUUUCUUCUUCAUUGGUGACCCCUAUAAAUACUUUGUCGAGGCAUCCACAGGAUCAAAAAAAUCAAUUAGUACAGGCAUUAUUAUUGGAGCUACAGUUGGUGGUUCUGUCCUUGCAAUUUUAGCACUAAUCAUUGGUAUUUAUGCUUUCCGGCAAAAGAAAAGAGCUGAAGAUGCUGCAAAGAGGAGCGAUCCUUUUGCGUCCUGGGACUCAAAUAAACAUAGUGGUGCUGUUCCACAGCUGACAGGAGCUAGAUUUUUCUCAUUUGAGGAAAUAAAAAAAUGGACUAAUAAUUUUUCAGAAACCAAUGUUAUUGGUUGUGGUGGUUAUGGAAAGGUUUACAGAGGAAGUCUUCUGAAUGGAGAAUUGGUUGCAAUUAAAAGAGCUCUACAAGGGUCUAUGCAGGGUGCACAUGAGUUCAAAACUGAGAUAGAGCUUCUCUCAAGGGUUCAUCACAAGAAUGUCGUUGGCCUUGCUGGCUUUUGUUUCGAUCAAGCUGAACAGAUGCUUGUGUACGAGUACAUUCCUAAUGGCACCUUAAAAGACGGUCUUUCAGGUAAGACUGGGGUCAGGUUAGAUUGGAUGAGGAGAUUGAGGAUAGCCAUUGGAGCAGCCAGAGGUUUGCAGUAUUUGCAUGGCCAUGUCAAUCCCCCCAUUGUACACAGGGACAUCAAGUCCAACAAUAUUUUGCUAGCUGAUCACCUAAACGCAAAAGUUGCUGAUUUUGGCCUGUCCAAGCUUCUAGGUGAAAGGGGUCACAUUACCACUCAAGUCAAAGGAACAAUGGGAUACAUGGAUCCUGAAUAUUACAUGACAAACCAGUUGACAGAGAAGAGUGAUGUUUUUAGCUUUGGAGUGGUGCUGCUUGAGAUAGUCACAGGAAAAGUUCCUAUUGAUGAAGGAAGAUAUAUUGUCAAGGAAGUGAAGGAUGCAAUGGACAUGACAAAAGAUUUGUAUAACCUUCAUGAAAUUUUGGAUCCUGCAGUUUGUUCGGGUGCAACUCCUAGAAGCUUAGAGAAGUUUGUGGAUCUAGCACUCAAGUGUGUUGAAGAAAAAGGAGUCAAUAGACCUAAAAUGAGUGAAGUGGUGAAACAGAUUGAAUAUAUUAUGGAGAUCGAAGGCCUGAACCCCGAUGAUGAAUCUGCAUCUACUUCAGCAACCUAUGAAGGAGCAAACAAAGGCUUGAACCAUCCUUAUACUGAAAGUCUCUUUGUCUAUAGUGAAGCAUAAUUUUCUCAUCUUGUAUUUUUUCAAUUGGAUUACAAAAAAGCACAAAACAAAAGAAGAAAAGAAGGAAAAAUAGUCAGUAUAGGGUUGGUCGCUUGUACUUGAAUGAGAAGUAAAAUUGCCAUCAUUUUAGGGA
This is a messenger RNA of Solanum stenotomum, 3023 nucleotides long. RefSeq names its product leucine-rich repeat receptor protein kinase HPCA1-like. Gene Ontology annotation, molecular function: protein kinase activity; ATP binding; protein binding. Gene Ontology annotation, cellular component: membrane. Gene Ontology annotation, biological process: protein phosphorylation. The transcript is spliced from 17 exons. The record is from RefSeq and is a predicted model, not a curated record. Bases 191 to 2890 code for a protein of 899 amino acids. Lineage: Eukaryota; Viridiplantae; Streptophyta; Magnoliopsida; Solanales; Solanaceae.